GAUGUUUUAUCAUUAUGAUGGUGAAUUGCAAGGCCAUGUUAUAAAUGUUGAGUUGCCAAAGUAUACUCGUAAAGAUGGAGCUUUUGGAAAAUCGUGGGCAACUCAAGGGUGUGCGAAAAAUGAUGACAAUUAUAAUCCAGUUACAUGGUGGAUGACUUAUGGAAAUCAAACUCCAAACUUGCAACGAAUGGCGAGAAAGAUUCUCUCGUUAACCACUAGUUCAUCCGGUUGUGAAAGAAAUUGGAGCACUUUUGAAGGGAUACAUACGAAGAAAAGAAAUAGACUAGACGUGAAUCGAUUGAACAAUCUAGUCUAUGUUCAAUUUAACGCGAAAUUGAUGAACAAGCACAAAAGGGAGAAGGAAAGGAAUGUUGAUGUGCUACUUGCUAGUGAUGCUAGUAAUGCACAAGGAUGGAUCGUUGAUGGAGAAGAUGAUGAAGAAGUUGAGCCUGGUACGGGGUUUACUUGGGAAGUGGUUGGUGAAGCAUCGGGAGCAGACAAGAUGCUUCAAGCUCGAAGAAGUUCUAGGAUGAGAGAGCUUCAUGAAGAUGAUUUUCAAUCAGAAGAAGAAGAUGAGCAAGAAAUCAAUGAAUUUGAUUUUGAGUCCGAUGAAGAUCGUGUAUUGGAAGAAUAUGGAGAGGAAGAAGACCAAUUAAAUAGUUAGACUUAGAUUCUUCGGAUAUGGUUUAUGUUGUAUUAUUGCUACUUCUACCUUCUUGAACUUAUAACUAAUAUAAUAGUUUAUUUUUUGAGUCUUAAUUCCAUUAUUUCACUUGUCUUUUCAACUUUGAUUUACCUGAAAAUAAUAUCAAAUUACAUCAAAAGGUUUUUAGGAAAAAAAAAAUCAUUUUUCCUAGUCGCCG
Diospyros lotus (date-plum) is the source of this 863-nucleotide messenger RNA. RefSeq lists its product as uncharacterized. The transcript has 3 exons. The record is from RefSeq and is a predicted model, not a curated record. Lineage: Eukaryota; Viridiplantae; Streptophyta; Magnoliopsida; Ericales; Ebenaceae. Gene Ontology annotation, molecular function: protein dimerization activity. The coding region runs from base 2 to 664 and encodes 220 amino acids.